CGAAUUUAGUCCAAAGUCACCCAAGUCCGCCUUCUCUGUUCAAUAGAGUGCUAAUUAUCCAGAAUCAACAAGAUCCUUUUCAAAGUUUCAACUCUUUUCCUCUUUGAAAAAGCAGGAUGAAUUGUAAGAGAUGUUUCUUCUUACCCUUUGAUUUUCAAUCUUGAUUUCAUAUGAAAUUGUUUAGAUGGAUCAGGGAGUUUACCCAAAUUUGAUGAAUAUCUUGGUGGACUACUUUUGGACUUGAGGGACAGUCCAGAAUGAGGUAAAUUAACCACUGUAUGGGAGCCUACUUUCGCGCCUUUCCGAGGAAGAAUGAGAAAUAGAAUGAAAAUAAAAUUGGGUUGGGUUUAAAAGAAGCAGUUGUUGGGCUAUCAAAAGGGAAUUGGGACUGGGCUUUCGUGUUUUAACGUUUUUACUUUGCUUCUUUGUUUUUCCUGGGCACUUUUAUUUUAUCAUUUCUUGUCUGAAAAAAAGAAAAAAAAGGGUAAUAGGCCAUAUAAGAAACAAGAAUGAGUUCAGAUCUAACACGAAACCGGGACUUUUCUUCCCAAAAUCACAGUGAUGCACAUGAAACACGAGCUUCCAACGUUUCCCUUUAUGGCUUCAUCACCCCAUUACGUCUGAAUUUCUGAUAACUGUCCUUGCUUCUCUUGAAAUUCCUCAUUUCCCUUUUGUAUUUAUGUUUACUUCUCACGGAUUUCAUUGACCUUACUGAAUCUUAGCUCCUUUCUUUCAAUACUGCCGAUUUUCAAUAGUUUAGCUGUAUUCUGUCAAUCUGUUGUGAUACGAACUCUUGCGGGUAAGUUUUCCAGGAACACCAGCCCGCAUAGUGGGUUUGAUGUUACUGAGCGUUUGAAGCAUUCUUUGUGGGAUUUUAGUUGUUUUCCGCUUUUAAGAAUUCAUCUGUAAAUCGCCCUUGAAGAGCGUUAUUCAAACUCGACCCAAAGUGUAUAUCACUGUUUAAGGAAGUGCCGGUAGUAAUUAUUUGCAUAAGUUGUGGUGGGGGCCUGACGUGGAAGGCUGGAAUUAGGUUCUCUGGACUGUGAGGAGUAGCAGGAAUGGGAGAGAAAUUUUGGUUGCUUGGAAGAGACAAGGCUUUGGUUGAAAGCGCACUGGGUUCUGAAGCUGUUGAGUUUUUUAUUUGGUUGGCAUCCAAUAAUGUGUUGUCUGAAUUUUCUUCACUUGGUGGGGAUCUUGGGGUUCAGGAUAGUUUAACCAAGAUAGUUGAGGGCUCCGAUUGGACUUAUGCUAUUUAUUGGCAAGUGGUAACAUCGAAAUCCGGGAAAUCGGCUUUAAUCUGGGGUGAUGGGCAUUGCAGAGAACCCAAACCAACUGAGAAGAAGGAUGGAAAGGAUAUGAUGGGUCAGAGUUCAGCUGAAGGCGAAAGGAGAAAAUUAGCUCUCCAAAAGAUUCAUGCCUGUUUUGGGGCUGCAGACGAUGAGAAUGUUGCUGCUAAGUUGGAUUCUGUUUCUGAAACAGAAAUGUUUUUCCUAACAUCCAUGUACUAUGCGUUUCCUUUUGACAAGCCUUCGGUUCCUUCUCAGGCAUUCAAUACCAGCAGAAGUAUUUGGGUUAAUGAUCCAAGAGACUGUAAAGAAAAUUACCAUUCAAGAGCAAACCUGGCGAGAGCUGCUAACUUCCAAACUGUGGUUUUUGUUCCUUUUAAGACAGGAGUAGUUGAGAUAGGGUCUGUAAAGUCAAUAUCUGAAGAUCAGAGUGUAGUUCAAAUGGUUAAAACCACAGUUGGACCUAACAUUGUGCAACCCAAAGCCGUUCCGAAGGUAUUUGGUCAAGAUCUUAGUCUUGCAGGAGGAAAAUCGGGUCCAAUCAGUAUCAGUUUUACCCCUAAGGUGGAAGAUGAUCCGAUUUUCGCUGCUGAUUCAUAUGAAUUGCAAGUCUUAGGUGCCAAUCAAGUUGGUUACCGCAGUGAUGAUGGUGAAGUGAAGCUUUUCCCACCAGUUGCUAACAUGGAAGGUGAUACGGCUAUGCUCUCUGAUGAACAUAGACCUAGAAAGAGGGGUAGAAAACCUGCCAAUGGAAGGGAUGAACCGUUGAAUCACGUCGAAGCUGAGAGGCAAAGGCGUGAGAAGCUGAACCAGCGGUUCUAUGCCCUUAGAGCUGUUGUCCCGAAUAUUUCAAAGAUGGACAAGGCUUCCUUGCUUGGCGAUGCGAUCGCGUACAUUACUGAUCUCCAGAAAAUGAUCAGGAUCAUGGAAGCUGAGAAAGAUAUGGUAAAUGGUAGUAGACAAAAACAGCCUGCCGUCGCCGACAUUGAUCUUCACGAGAGAAAUGAAGACGCUGUUGUACAAGUGAGCAUUCCGUUGGAUGCUCAUCCGGUUUCUAGAGCUGUAAAAGCAAUGAGGGAAAAUCAAAUUACACCGCAGGAUACUGAUGUUACCUUGAAUGAGAAUGGCGAUGUGGUUCACACGUUUUCCAUCAAAACUCAAGGGGGUGAUGCUGAACUCAUCAAAGAGAAGCUAACUUCAGCUCUUCUAAAUUGAAACUUCUGUUUUCAGCUUUUGUUUGUAGUAUAAGCUCAUGUUUAUGAUCAUGUAGCCCUUGUAGUAGUUUGUUUUCAUCUGGAUAUAGAUUGAUGACUUCCCAGUGAAGUAUUUUCUUUAUUCUGAGUCAAGCAUUGAUGUAACAGUGAAAAAAGCUUCGCUGAGCCGAGUUGGAGAUUCUGAUCUCUCGCUUGUAUUAAAACCUGAAGUAUUGAAAAGAGCAGCAGCAUGUUUUAAUGUCAUGACCACUUGACCAUUUGUCAUGCUACAUAAUUACCUUGGUUCACAACCUGCUCUACCAUUUCAUCAUUUCUUUCAGUCAACACUCUACAGUUAUCAGUUUUAUGGUGCA
Messenger RNA from Oldenlandia corymbosa var. corymbosa, 2853 nucleotides. The record is from the annotation of a GenBank genome assembly. NCBI's taxonomy places the organism in Eukaryota, Viridiplantae, Streptophyta, Magnoliopsida, Gentianales, Rubiaceae.